UUCAAUCUCUGUUUUAUUGUUGUUUUUCGUUCAAGAAUUAAGUUUCAAAGUUCAGUACAAUGUCUCAGGGAAACAAUGACGAAGUUGCUGCUUCUGAAUUUGAUGAUGGAUUUCGACCACUUUUGGUUGUUGCUAGAACCUCCUCUACCCAAUCAUUCACAGCUGUUGAAAUAAAUGAGGAAGAUGAAAGGGAAAUGAAGAAGCAGAGACUUAAGUGGAUUGUUAAACAUAAGGAUUUUAAGGCACUAUGCGAUUUUGGCGGUCUUCACGAGGCGGAGGCCACAUUUUUGCCUUCCGAGUCCCAGGGAACAGCAAAUGAUGGCUUAAUGGAACUAUUAGUUGCCUCAGCUCCUGAUCGACGCUUUUGGGAUUCUAUAUUUUUAUUUUCAAACGAGUUCUGGCACUCUUUAUGGCUGUCCCUGAACAGCUAUAGCAUAAUGCUGCUAUUAGUCGCUGCUGGUUUGACUCUUGCAAUUGAGUCAUUGGAACAAGGUAAACAUGGAUGGCAUGAUGGUUUGGGGAUACUCAUUGCAGUUUUCCUACUUAUAUUUUUCCCUUCGGUUUUCGACUUUUACCGGGGAAGAGUAGAGGAGAAGGCGCAAAAGAUUAAGAGCAAGUUGGAAGUGAUUGUGGAAAGAGGCGAUUUAAGACAUAAUGUCUCUGUUUCUGAUAUCAAGGAGGGAGACAUAAUACAUCUGAAGAAGGGUGAUCGUAUUCCUGCAGAUGGGUUGAUGAUAAGAGGCAAAUAUCUGCUCGUAGAUGAUUUUAUAAACCAAAAAAUUGACCCUAAUCAAAAUCCAUUCCUAUUUUGCGGUUCUGUGGUUGAAUAUGGUCAUGGGGUCAUGAUUGCUGUAUCUACUGGUGCUGAUAUAGCUUUUGGAAAGGCGUUGAUCGAUGCGACUUCGCAUCCUUCAGAGGAAACGUUCUUUCAAUCUCUUAUUAACAAACCAUAUGAAUUUGUAGGAAUGUUCUCUCUUAUGUUGUCUGUAACUAUUCUCAUUGUAACUCUUUCACGUCUUUUAUCUGGAAAACAUGACAAAUACUACAAUGAUAAGGUUGCAACCAAGGGGAAAGUCACAGUGGGAAUCAUAGAGAAUGUUUUAGAAGGAAUGUUUCUUAAGUUUAGGUGGGAAGUUUCUUUCUUGUUAACGGCUCUCUUGGCCAUGGUAAUAGGAAUACAACAUGGGAUACCUUUUUCAAUCUCAGUUUCCCUCUUUUGGUGGGGAGAAAAGAUUAGAAGAUCUUAUGGAGGGAGGUCUCAGAAUCUGUCAGCUUGUGGAACUUUGGGCCUUGUUUCAGUAGUUUGUAUUGACAUCACUAGUGCUGGUGGGCUAUCAUGUGACGAGAUAGAGGUUGAUGAGUUUUGGAUUGGGGAAGAAAAGAUCUAUCCUGGUAUGGAAUUUCAUCCUGAUUUUCUUGAAGUUUUUGAGCUAGCAGCCAGAGUUUUACGUUUUUAUUCCAACAUUUCUGUUGAUUUAUGGAGUAAUCUGGUCUGUUUCUGGGAUUAUUCAGGAUUGAAAAUCAAUAUACAAUCUCUUGAUCAGAAUCUUGACAUUGUUGAUCCUAAAUUUUUCAGUUCAAAAAAGAGUAUUGGAGUGUUGAUGAGAAAAAGUGGGAACUUUGAAGCAAAUCUUCAUUUGCACUUCAAUGGGGAUGCACCAACUGUUUUGAAUAUGUGUUCUCAGUACUAUGAUAUCAGUGGGAGAAUACAUGACAUGGAAAAUCAGAGAGAUUUCUUUGUGAAAGUGAUCAGUGAUAUGAAGACUAAAGGAUUAAGGCCUAUUGCCUUUGCUUGUAAACAGACAACUCACCACCAGCAUUUUGAAGGAGGGUUGAAGUUGCUGGGAUUUGUGGGUCUCAAGUACUCACUUCAAAAAAUAAAAAUGACUUUGAAAGAUCUCAAAGAUGUUGGUGUAAGGAUCAUAUUAACAUCAGAAGGUGAACUUUCUGCAGCAACAGCCAUGGCAGUUGAUUUUGGAAUUCAGUGUGGUUCCCACCAGGUGAUUGAAGGUGAGGAAUUUAGGAAAACAAUGAACAGUACUGAAAUAGAGAAAGAUGAGCUGAUAAAAUCAAUAACUCUCAUGGGGAAGGCCACUCCUGAAGACAAGCUUCUCUUACUACAAGAAUUGAAAGCUAGUGGUCAUGUUGUUGCUUUCUUAGGAGGUUGGACAACAAGUGAUGCUCCAACUUUGAGGGAAGCUGAUGUAGGGAUCACAGAUGAAAAUUGGAGCACUGAAGUAUGUCGAACAGCUUCCGAUAUCACUAUUGCGCCGACUCCAUCCUUGAACGAAAUACUGAAAUGUGGUAGAUGCAUUUACCUUAAUAUUAGAAAAUUCUACCAGAUUCAGUUUACUACCUCAGUCUCUGGGCUGCUAAUACUCUUGGUCUGCAACAUAGUUUCUGGAAAAUCUCCCAUAACUGCAAUACACCUUAUAUGGGUGACUUUUAUUAUAUGCCUUCUUGGCAGCCUGAUGAUGGUAAUGAAAUUGAAUGAUGAGGAAGUCCGAAACCGUGUUCGAGGUCGCGAUAGGAACCAAUCUCUGAUAUCUAGAUUCAUUCUGAAGAAGAUUGCGAUUCAUGUCCUAUGUCAAGCUCUUGUUUUCUUGGUGCUAGAGUAUUUAGGACAGAAGAUAAUGCCCCAAAUGGAGGAGGAUGUGAGGCAUACAAUGAUUUUUAAUACUUUCAUUCUUUGGCAGAUCUUCAAUUUGAUGGCUGCAAUGGGAUUGGUAACAAAGUGGGUAGAAGUGUUUAAGGCUAUGCUGCAAAGCCAAUGGUUUGGGAUUUCUUUGGUGGGUGUAUUGACUGUGCAAGUGAUGGUGAUUGAGUUUGCUGGAAAGAUUGUCAAUGGUGUUAAACUAAAUGCUGUUAAUUGGGGCAUUUGUUGCAUUUUUGCAUCACUGCCUUUGACAGUUGAAUGGGCCAAGAACAAAUUCUUGCCAGUACUUGCCACUUUGCUCACUGAAUUUGAGUAUGUUGAUUUCAACAUUACACUGUUGUUCUUUGCAGCUUUGAUGUUUGUAUUCUCAAUUUCAUUUGGUUUCCAUUUGUUUUUAUAGCAUUCAGAAGAAACUGUGCAGUUCAGUUUUUAGUGCAAUAUGCAUAGUUUAUGUUUUUUGAGUUGUAAGUUUCAUAUUUUCAUUCCUUUUCCCAUUUGUAAUGUACAAGAAUAAUGAUCUGUUUUAGCUUAG
Benincasa hispida (wax gourd) is the source of this 3188-nucleotide messenger RNA. NCBI's taxonomy places the organism in Eukaryota, Viridiplantae, Streptophyta, Magnoliopsida, Cucurbitales, Cucurbitaceae. The record is from RefSeq and is a predicted model, not a curated record.